AUGGGCCGAAGCAAGAGCCAGCGCGGCAUGGGCAAGUGGAACAAGGACGCCAUCGAACCAACCAUCACAGAGGGGCGGCGUGGGCUCGCCUCGUCCGACUCCUCUUCCACAUCAUCUUCUUCACCCAACGCCCCCGUCAUCUUGAAGAGGAAGGAGCGAAGCAAGAGCCAGCGCGGGCUCGACAAGUGGAAGGACCAGCUGUCCGCCGAGGACCAGCAGGUGCUCGCCCUCACCGCCGUGCGCAGGGAGCGCAGCAACCCGUCGACGCCGCGGCCCGCAGCAGCGACAGAGGACCGCGAUGGCGUGUGCUCGCCGCGGUGGCUGGACGACUCGGCGGACGACAGCGUCAAGCAGUACCGCACGGGCGCGCAGAUCAACGCCAUGGCUUCGCUCUACGCCGUCAACCCGGCCGUCUUCUCCUGA
Messenger RNA from Acanthamoeba castellanii str. Neff, 423 nucleotides. RefSeq lists its product as uncharacterized. The transcript has a single exon. The record is from RefSeq and is a predicted model, not a curated record. NCBI's taxonomy places the organism in Eukaryota, Discosea, Longamoebia, Acanthamoebidae. The coding region runs from base 1 to 423 and encodes 140 amino acids.